This is a messenger RNA of Branchiostoma belcheri (Belcher's lancelet), 1053 nucleotides long. RefSeq names its product importin-11-like. The record is from RefSeq and is a predicted model, not a curated record. NCBI's taxonomy places the organism in Eukaryota, Metazoa, Chordata, Leptocardii, Amphioxiformes, Branchiostomatidae. The transcript is spliced from 4 exons. Bases 733 to 1035 code for a protein of 100 amino acids. Gene Ontology annotation, biological process: protein import into nucleus. Gene Ontology annotation, molecular function: small GTPase binding. Gene Ontology annotation, cellular component: nuclear envelope; cytosol.
ACAAAUUUGGACUUUUAAAACAAAUAUGGAAUGGCGCCAACGUUUGCUCCAAAAGUAAGAAAGAGCAAAAGCAACAGCCACGUCACGCGUCUGUAGAGACGACUUCACCAGAAGUCAGCUGGAUAUUCGCAAGAGAUCUUCACUAAAUGACGUUAAACCCAUCCUCCGCUCAAAGUGCAUUGUUCUUAGGGCACAUAGGAACUCUUCAACUUCCUAAUAAGUGGCAAAUAAAUUUGAAAUGGGGUGUAAAAGAAGACGAUAGAAAGAUAGUGGGUUUGUUUUCACACGGGCGCCGCCAUGUUUUCGCGCUGCCCGAUGGGAAAUCUCUUGCAUUGUGGGUAGAAAUUGUGAUGGCGGCGAUGGAGAGGAAGGGGAGGGCCAUCUGACACAGUGGACUGGACAAGUAGAAGCAGAUGCCAGUCACCUUGCACCAAGACGAACUCGAACUUGAAGAUCACCCUUUUAAGUAUGUAUGCAGCAUCACCACUGGACUGGUACUGCAUACUGACAGCCGAGAGUGACAUAGUUCUGUUGACCUGAUUUGUGCAGUCAUUAUUUGUGAAACUAUUGAAAGUUUAGAUGUUGAUACAGAAUCAACACAGUCAAAACUUAAAGAGAAAGACUAAACAACUCCCAACCUUGGAAAACUGGACAUGACUGAAGAGACAGUGGCAGCCUUAGGUAGACAACAGCUGUAAUAAAAGUGAAGUAUUUCUAUUGUGAAGUGGAACGAUGGAUUUUGCCACAGCCAGUAGUGUGGUGCUGGAAACCCUGACCAAGGCCACCAGCCAAGACCAGACCAUCCUGAAGCCUGCAGAACAACAACUCAAGCAGUGGGAGACUCAGCCUGGUUUCUACUCCAUUCUUGUGACGAUAUUCUCCAACCAUGCCAUCUCCCUGAAUGUUCGCUGGCUGGCUGUGCUGUACUUCAAGAAUGGAGUGGAUCGUUACUGGAGAAGAACUGCUCCUAACAUGAUGAUUAAGGAGAGUCCAGGGCUGAUUAGAAGGAGGGCUGUCACCAUUAGUGAGAUAUAGUAAGUUCACAUUCCUUGA